AUGAAGCAAAUAUCUAUCAUCAAUCUUCUGGCCGCCUUCAGUACGGCUGCGGCCGGUGCCGCUCUCACAGCCCAAGGCAAUUGCGGAGAGACCGAGCAGCGUGUCUGCUAUGGUGUCGACAGCGGCGUCUCCCAAGAUGUCAACCUCGACGACGUUCAAUAUGCUGCCGACUACCUCCGCUAUCUAGGCACAUCGAACAAGGGCCUCGACGCCAUGUGGAAGAUGCCUGCGGCCGUCGGUAACUGUGACGAAUGGCAGUUGCCCGUCGACUACCCCGGCACUGUUCUCUCCCUCGCGAAGCACAUCGUUCCGCGGUACGCUGCUUACGUCCUGUACACCGACAUCGCUGAUGCUAUCGAUGGCGGCGAGACAGCUUCCGCUGCGCAGAAGAAGCAGGCUCUACUUGGUGGUUGCGGAGUUCACGGAGGUAUGGUUGGCGUCAAGACCAAUUCAUCAAACCCAGCCUACAACACCGACGAGUAUAAGAAGACCAAGGCCAAACCGACUGGUCUCUUGGUCAAGAUUGUCAAGAACAACAAUCAAUAG
Messenger RNA from Dissoconium aciculare CBS 342.82, 546 nucleotides. RefSeq lists its product as uncharacterized. The record is from RefSeq and is a predicted model, not a curated record. NCBI's taxonomy places the organism in Eukaryota, Fungi, Ascomycota, Dothideomycetes, Mycosphaerellales, Dissoconiaceae. The transcript has a single exon. The coding region runs from base 1 to 546 and encodes 181 amino acids.